GUUUUGUAUUUGCAUGGAUGCUUCCGAGAGAGGAAACUAAAAUUUCCAAAGUUGACUAAUUCAAUUCUAUCUUGUUUUCUAGCUUGAGUGAAAGAGACCAGAGUAGGCAAGUCAACAAGUCAAUGGUCUUCCAUUUCUUUUAAGUUAACUUGAGCGUGUUCCACACUCUGAUUUGUAUUGUUGAAUUCUAAGAUCAAACCAUAUAGCCCACUGUACCUUUCAGUUCAAAAUUUCCAAACUGUCAUCUUCCUUAGGUUAGACUUUCAUAGCUUUAUAACCUGUUUUGUGCUAAACACAUAAUAAGAUAAGAAUUAUAGGUUCUUUGAAUCAUACUGUCCAAAUAAGUAAUUUUUUUAACACAAUCAUAGUCCAAAUAAUUACGUACAGCCAUAAUUUUAACAUAACCAUUUCACACUCUCAUGUUGCAUUACUUCACUGAAAAUAACAGAGUAAAUCACCUGAGGAGGUUGUUUUAAGUUUCAACAUGCUUCUUCACACUUCGAGGACUCAACUUAUCUAUUAUGUCUUGCUGGUGUAAUGAUAAUAACAAAUAACAAAUCAAAAUCUGUUUGUGUGGUUUGCAUCUUCUAUGCAUCUAGUUUGUAAGGAAUGAACAAGAAGCUAGUUGCAACGGAAAUAAGACUGAAAUCUGAAUUCUGCAAGUUUAAUGGUCUUAUUCUUAGAGAUCUGUUUAGUUGAUAGAAUGGUUAUUCCUUAAUCAUUUAUAAAAAUGAAACUAAUUACAUAUAAAUCAUGUUAAUGAUUUUUUUUUUUUUUUAUAAGGAGCCCCUGCUUAUAAUUAAAAUCAAAGGUCAGUCUUCUUUUCUCUGUUGCAUUCUCAAUAACUUUGAUAGGAUGCUUCCAGGAAACAAGAUUUCCAAAGUUGGUUAAUUGACUUGUGUUUUCACCAGAGACCAGAGCAGGCAAUUAAGUCAACAAGUCAAUGUUCAUCCACUUCUUUUACUUUAGCACGUUCCAACUACCACACACUGAUUUUUUGCAUUUAUAGGUAAGUAGAACAGAAUGAUUUUGAGAAUUGAGUAGACACAACCACAAAAGAUUAAAUUUCCUUAGCACAGUCUCCAGUUUGGUUGAGCUUCAUCUUCAUUUUGUUCUUAUCAAUUUUUAAAAUGACGGUUUUGGGUAUAGGGUCCUUCUAAUUAAUUAUCAUAAAAUGUCAAGUAAAAGAUCACGUUAAUUAUUCUUCACAACGACAUUAUUUUGGGCAACGUUCUUAUGGUCUGUUUGGGUGGUGGUGACUUUUUGUUGUACAGAGUUGGUUGCUGUAAAAUUGUACAAAGUUGUUGAAACUUAAUUGCUAUUAUAUCAAAUGUUUUAUUAGUAUUUAGAGGGAGAUUUAGUUUCCAAAACUUUAUAAUUAGAAAUUAGACAAGGGUUGUGGGAAGCCAAAACAUUUAUUAUGAUUGCCCUUCCCCUUAACAAUUCUGCUUAAGAUGGUGUUAUGACAUCAGUGGAGAUUGUGUUUAUUAAGAGAGAUUUCUGUUAGGAUUUUAAAAUGACAUAUAGUAAAUUAAUAGCUUUAGAAUUUUGUUUAUGCUAAAUGUAUGGAGUAGAAAACUUAAAGUUGUAGGAUGCGUUCAAUCAUAUUACAAAUAAUUUACCCAAGAUUUCAAAAUCAUUUCACGUAAAUCAUGUUGCCUACUGGAAUCUUCCUUGAAUCUUCUCUAAGUAAAUUAAUAUUCUUUGAUGUGCCCUUCUACGACCUUAAAUGUGUUUUCUUGAAGCUAUAUAUAAGUAGCUAGAAUGGUUUUGAGAACCCAUCAAGUAUAUUACCUUUUUACUGCUUUCAUGCCAUACUCCAUUUCUGAAUAUUUUUCAUUUCUCUGCAACCACAGGGUCCAAAAUGCAGCUAGCAAAAUACCUGCUCUUAUCAUCUAAUUUCUGACGUUCCUCAAUUACUUGUUUACCAUAUUUCCCUGACACACUCUUCAUUUUGGUUUGCCUUCAUCUUUGAUUUUAAUCUCAUCAAUUUCAAAAUGAAGAUUCUGGGUGGAGGGUCUCUUCAACAUGUCUAUGCAUUCCUGGUUUUACUUCAUGUGCAAUCUUCCAUUGGAAUCAGUUCAACAACUGCUGGUGAUGAAGUUAGGUGCAUAGAGAGCGAAAGACAAGCGCUUUUGGCAUUUAAGCAAGGUCUGGUUGACGAAUAUGGCUGGCUUUCCUCAUGGGGCAGUGAACAAGAGAGAAAGGAUUGUUGCAAAUGGGAAGGAGUUCAAUGUAGCAACACAACUGGGCACAUCAUUGUGCUUGAUCUAACUACAAUGCAUGAUGAUCAUGGUUAUUAUCUUGGCUUGAGAGGUAACCUAAGUCCUUCUCUGUUUGAGUUGUACCAUUUAACUUAUUUAGGCCUCACUGAAAUUGAUUUCAACUUUAGCCUCAUUCCGAAGUCCAUCAACUCGCCCAACAAAAUACAACAUCUUGAUCUUAGUUAUUGUAAUUUAAGUGGACCUCUUCCUAGCCAGCUUGCAAACCUCACAAGUUUGCAAUAUCUUGAUCUUGGCUUUAAUAACUUCAAUACUGUCAAAAAUCUUGAAUGGCUUUCUUAUCUUUCUUCUUUGAAAUACAUUGAUUUGAGUGGAAACGACCUAGGAAAGUCCAUCCCCAUGAUUAAUACGUCUACUUUUCUCACUGACAUUGAUUUAAGGGUAAACAAUUUGAAUUCCUCCACAUUCCACUGGUUGUUCAACUUCAGCAAGAGCCUUGUUUAUCUUGACUUGUCUGACAAUCAGUUUCAGGGUUUGAUUCCAGAAAAUCUCGGUCACAUGACUUAUCUUAAAAAGCUAAAUCUCCUCCAAAACCAAUUUGAAGGAGGGAUUCCAAAAUCCUUUGGGGAUUUGUGCAACUUACUUUCCCUAGACGUAACUUAUAACAAUCUUAACGGGUUGCUUCCUGAAAUCAUUGGCCAUGAUGACAAAGCAUCUGUAAUGUGGAAAGGAAUGGAGCGUGAUUAUGAGGAUGGAAAUCUCAGGACUCUGAGGAUUAUUGAUCUUUCAAGGAACAAAUUAACAGGAGAGAUUCCUGUCCAGAUAUCAGUUCUCUUGGAACUGGUUCAAUUGAACUUAUCAAGAAAUCGGUUGACGGGAUGUAUUCCUUCAAACAUUGGGCAGAUGAGCCAGUUAGAAUCACUUGACUUGUCAUGGAACCAGCUUUCAGGUCAGCUUCCUUGGAGCUUGUCCCAAUUAUAUUUUCUCGGCGUCUUGAACCUGUCAUAUAACAACUUUUCUGGGAGAAUCCCGUCGGGAACCCAAAUACAGACAUUUGAUGCUUCAUCAUUUGUCGGUAAUCCUGCACUCUGUGGGCUUCCUUUAACACCAACUUGCCCGGAAGAUGAAAAAUCAGAGAGCAAAACAAAAAACAGAGACAUAGCUGAAUUCUGGAAAUGGUUUGAAGCGGGUAUGGAACUUGGAGCGGCUAUCGGCUUUGUGGGAGUUCUGGCUGUGAAGUUAGAUCAUUCAUGGAAACAUCUCUGUUUCCUGUUGUUCAACAACGUGAAGCACAGCCUCGGCAACUUGAAGGACUGCCUCUAUUUACUUGUAGCAGCAGUUGGUUUGCUGGUGAGAGAGCAUGUAUCCAGAUUGGGAAGAAAGUUGAAGUUGUUCGGGUAUCAGUCUCUUCCUAGAAGCGGGUUCAAGAUGUUUCAUGUUGCAAAGUGAACUUCCAGGAUGUCUUCUCCUCUUUCCGCAUCAAUAAGUCCAAGCCGAGCAGGGCAUUGUUUCUUCCUUUAUUUAUAAGUAUGUCUGGUUGUAAGGUCUGUUUAAAUGAAAUGAUUGACGCUUU
Molecule: messenger RNA, 3795 nt
Organism: Rubroshorea leprosula
Lineage: Eukaryota; Viridiplantae; Streptophyta; Magnoliopsida; Malvales; Dipterocarpaceae
Source: the annotation of a GenBank genome assembly